This is a messenger RNA of Stegodyphus dumicola, 1756 nucleotides long. Its product is annotated as cytosolic carboxypeptidase 6-like. Lineage: Eukaryota; Metazoa; Arthropoda; Arachnida; Araneae; Eresidae. Gene Ontology annotation, molecular function: zinc ion binding; metallocarboxypeptidase activity. Gene Ontology annotation, biological process: proteolysis. The record is from RefSeq and is a predicted model, not a curated record.
GAAUGUGUGGAAUCCAACGAGAAUGAGGCUGGCGAUGUGGAAUUACUACCCGCGAGCAUAAAACGGUUGGAUGGCCUUCAAAACAAGAUUUAAUGCGAAAGGCUCUUAGCAUGGCCGCAGGUUGGAUAUGCUGACAAUUGAAGUUCAGAAAGAGAUAGCUAAGGAAGCUAGUGAUACUGUACAAAAUGAUCCAUUGAGAAAGAAAACCAAACGGAGGAGAAAAACCAUCGUUAUUGGAGCUAGAAUACAUCCCGGAGAAACUCCUUCAUCAUAUGUUUGCCAAGGUAUGAUAAACUUCCUACUCAGUGACAAACCUGUAGCCGAAAUCUUAAGAGAAAAUGUUACUUUCAAAUUUAUUCCAAUGCUUAAUCCGGACGGAGUGUACGUUGGAAACUACAGAACAUGUAUCUUGGGUCAAGACUUAAAUCGCUGUUGGCAAGAGACCUCGACACAUGCCUACCCUACGUUGGCUGCAGUGAAAGGCGUAAUUGAGUCGUUAGCAUUAGAAAAGGAAAGUGAAAUGGAUAUGUAUUUGGAUCUACACGCGCAUACUGGUUUACUAGGUGCAUUCGUAUAUGGCAAUAGCUAUAGUGACGUGUACCGUUUCCAAAGGCAUACUUUAUUUCCCAAGCACCUCAGCUAUUGUGCAGAAGAUUUCUCGUUGGACAAUACUGCUUACAACAAAGAUCGUAACAAGUCUGGAACAUCCAGAAGAUUCCUUUCCACUUUUCUAAAUGACAAGGUGAAUUGCUACACUCUGGAAGUGAGUUUCCAUGGUUACGAGGUACAGAAAGGAGGCUCAAGCAGUGUCAACAUCUAUAACGAAGAAGAAUAUUUACGUUUGGGAGAAAGCAUUUGCUACUCGUUGUUGGAUUAUUACUGUGCCAUCAAAUACAUACCUCCAGAUGAUAUACCAAAGGAGAUACGAGAAACUUAUUGCAAAGGAGCUCGAGGAAAAAUACCAACCGCUGGGAACACCAGAUCUCCUCACCGAACACCAGCUGGUACUGGAAACAGCAAGGUUUCCGCUUCUAAAGGAAAAGAUAAUGGUAACAAGACCAACAAAACAAAGACAACGGUCUCCAAAGUCUCAGAAUCUAAUCACCAUCCUCAGCCACUGAAAUCGGAAGAAAGAAAAGAGUAAAUUAAUUGCAAUUUAAUGUACAAAAUGGUCCAAAAAGCGAUGGAUUCCAAAAGUUCUAAAAAAUUGAACAAAGGGGUAUAAUAGAGUUCCAUUUGCAUAAAAAUGAAGCGCAAGGAAAGUCCCUUUCCCCAUUGCGACCGUUAUUGUCAAUAUAAAAUUGUUGUUAUCAAUUUGAAACAUUGUUUUGUUGUUGGUUUAUAUUGUAAACAAACCAUUGGUUUAUAUUGGUAAUUCUCAUUUCACCAAAACAGAUCUUAUGAUUCAAAUUCACUUUCAUGUUAACUGCACUCUGUUUACUAUUUGUUCAAUUUUAGUAAUUUUUUUAAUCACUAGCCGUUUCCACUGUCAUCCACCUAAAAUAAUUAUUAUAAAAAAGGGAAAAAUGUAUAAUUAUUUAAAUGAAUACAACUAAUGUAAUUCCAUGGGUCCAACAAAUAAUUAAUGAUGGCUACUUCCCUUUGUACCUCAGUGCCAUAAGUGUGCUGUCGUGCUUCUGGAUAUUAAUAUUGCCGGAUUAUAAUAGAAUUGAAGAUCACAUUUAUUGCUUUUACAUUGCGUGGUUUUGUUAUUGUAUUAUUUGAAAUAAAAAUUAAACACUUACGCUACCACUGG